AAACGCAAGCCAAGAAUUCUUUUCUCGCAGGCUCAGGUUUAUGAACUGGAGAGACGAUUCAAGCAACAAAGGUACCUGUCAGCACCAGAGAGGGAUCAGUUGGCCACAGUCCUCAAGCUCUCCUCUCAACAGGUAAAAAUUUGGUUUCAAAAUAGGCGCUAUAAAAUGAAGAGACAAACUCAGGACAAAAAUCUGGAGCAGCUAACAAUUAUGCAACAGCAGCAACAACAUUCAGCAUUGCACUCUCCCAGAAGAAUUUCUGUGCCGGUGCUUGUAAGGGAUGGCAAGCCUUGUUCUAACAACUACGCCGCCAACAACAACAUGAUACCGCACAACAUCAACUCGACUACAACGUUGUCGUCAUUCGUUGAAAAUCACCUGACGGCGCCCGGCAACAACAACUCCUGCUGCAUCUCGCCGUACAGCACAAAUUUUCAACAUGGCGCCAACUUCAGCCUGCCCUACCAGUCUAUGCCUCACCAUGUCGAGUACGCCUCGUACCCACCCGUCGGCCAGCACCCUUUCGUGCCCAGAAACAACUCGAACAUUUUCGCGCAGGAUUAUAUCACCUACAACAACGACAAACAAUUCUCACCGACCGCACAAUACGCCGCCGACAGGACAUGGCCUCUAUGA
Messenger RNA from Helobdella robusta, 636 nucleotides. RefSeq lists its product as hypothetical. The record is from RefSeq and is a predicted model, not a curated record. Gene Ontology annotation, biological process: cell differentiation; regulation of transcription by RNA polymerase II. Gene Ontology annotation, cellular component: nucleus. NCBI's taxonomy places the organism in Eukaryota, Metazoa, Annelida, Clitellata, Rhynchobdellida, Glossiphoniidae. The transcript is spliced from 3 exons. Gene Ontology annotation, molecular function: RNA polymerase II cis-regulatory region sequence-specific DNA binding; DNA-binding transcription factor activity, RNA polymerase II-specific. The annotation marks the transcript as partial.